AUGGCACCUGCUCAAUCGGCUGAGCGCGAUAUGGAUGAAUACAAGACAUGGAAGAAGAACAGCCCUUUUCUUACAGCCCUCACAUGGCCUACCCUUACAGUCCAGUGGUUCCCCGAUGUCAAGGAGCCCGAGGGCAAGAACUACAGAAUUCACCGCCUGCUGCUCGGCACUCACACCUCAGAUGAGAGCCCAAACUAUCUCCAGAUCGCCGAUGUUCAGAUCCCCAAAGCAGUGGCGCCCAACCCCGACGAUUAUGAUGAGGAGCGAGGCGAGAUCGGCGGUUAUGGCAAGUCUGGUGAUGUCGCUGCCAUCAAGUGCGACAUUGUCCAGAGAAUUGAGCACCCCGGUGAAGUGAACAAGGCUCGAUAUCAACCGCAGAACCCCGACAUCCUUGCGACACUUUGUGUCGAUGGCAAAAUCCUCAUCUUUGAUCGAACGAAGCAUCCUCUCGACCCUACUUCGACUGGAAAGGUCAAUGCUCAAAUUGAAUUGAUCGGGCAUAAGGCUGAGGGUUUCGGUCUGAACUGGAACCCUCACGAGGCGGGCUGCUUGGCGUCAGGUAGUGAGGACACUACCAUGUGCCUUUGGGAUUUGAAGACCUUGACAGCUGACUCGAGAAUCCUCCACCCUUCUCGCAAGUAUACUCACCAUACCCAGAUUGUCAACGACGUUCAGUACCACCCUAUCUCCAAGAACUUCAUAGGUUCCGUAUCCGACGAUCAGACUCUUCAAAUUGUAGAUGUACGACACAGCGAGACCGCCAAGGCCGCGGUUGUCGCUGAGCGCGGCCAUCUUGACGCGAUCAAUGCUCUGGCUUUCAACCCCAACUCUGAGGUUCUUGUGGCCACGGCUUCAGCUGACAAGACAAUCGGCAUUUGGGAUCUCAGAAAUGUUAAGGAGAAGGUGCACACUCUAGAGGGCCACAAUGAUGCCGUCACAUCUCUGGCAUGGCACCCUACUGAAGCUGGCAUCUUGGGAAGUGCCAGCUAUGACCGGAGAAUCAUUUUCUGGGACCUUUCCCGGGUCGGCGAGGAGCAGUUGCCCGACGACCAGGACGAUGGUCCACCUGAACUACUCUUUAUGCACGGCGGCCACACGAACCAUCUUGCUGACUUCAGUUGGAACCCCAACGAGCCUUGGCUCGUUGCAAGUGCUGCGGAAGACAAUCUGCUGCAGAUCUGGAAGGUCGCCGAGUCCAUUGUGGGCAAGGACGAUGGCGACUUGCCUGUCGAUGAGCUCGACCGAUAG
Molecule: messenger RNA, 1248 nt
Organism: Fusarium coffeatum
Lineage: Eukaryota; Fungi; Ascomycota; Sordariomycetes; Hypocreales; Nectriaceae
Exons: 5
Coding region: 1-1248 (415 amino acids)
Biological process (GO): regulation of gene expression
Cellular component (GO): Rpd3L complex; Rpd3L-Expanded complex; cytoplasm
Molecular function (GO): histone binding
Source: RefSeq, a predicted model, not a curated record